Molecule: messenger RNA, 706 nt
Organism: Anopheles maculipalpis
Lineage: Eukaryota; Metazoa; Arthropoda; Insecta; Diptera; Culicidae
Gene: Pex11ab
Product: peroxisomal membrane protein 11A
Exons: 3
Coding region: 5-697 (230 amino acids)
Biological process (GO): regulation of peroxisome size; peroxisome fission
Cellular component (GO): peroxisomal membrane
Source: RefSeq, a predicted model, not a curated record
AGAGAUGGAUACCGUUAUCAAGUUAAACACCCAAACGGCUGGAAAGGACAAAAUUGCAAGAUUUUGCCAGUACUCCUGCCGUGCUGUAUGGGCCAGCAAAACUGGACCAGAUGCUGUCGAAACGAUUGCAUUGUUGAAACACAUUGAAAGCACUUUAAGCUCAUUCCGCAAAUUGCUACGCUUUGGAAAAGGCUUCGAAGUGUUAUAUAGCGCAACUGGGAGCGCUGCCCAAUUCAAUCAAACUGUAGCAGGUCUAAAAACGAACGAACUAUACGGCUAUAUGUUCAUUAAGCUUGGAAAAAUUGCAUCGGGAUUGUUUCUACUGGCCGACCAUGUCGUAUGGCUAUCACGGGCUGGCAUUAACAAAAGCAUCAAUACAACCAAAUGGGUCGAUCGAUCGAAUCGCUUCUGGUUGAUAUCGAUCCUGCUCAAUCUUUGCCGGGACAUGCAGGAACUGUACCGACAGUUUGUGUACUACAGCCGAUCGAACGUGCGAAAUCUGCAGCGGACAAUGUAUGCAUUUUAUCGUGAAAACAAACCGCUGCUUGUCGAUACGCUGAAGAACGCUUGUGACGUGUUUAUUCCUCUGAACGCGCUCGGAAUAGUGCCGGUGUCGAACAAAACGAUCGGAAUGCUCGGAGCUUUUUCUUCCAUUAUGGGACUGUUACCGUUACUGUAUCCGAGAUUAAAAUUUUAGCGAUAAGAU